AUGCCCAAAACUCUUACGCUCGCCCAGAAUCAUCCUUCGGUUCCAUGGUGCCCAACUCCUCCUCCUGCAUCUUCGCCACUAUUGCGGCUUAUGGCCAUCCCUGCUCCAGCUCUCACCGCGGCUGCUUCAACUACAGUUCCGUCUGCCGCUGCCGCUGUAGCUCCUCCUACCAUGCAGCGCCUUCAGAACGAAGAGUAA
This is a messenger RNA of Fusarium venenatum, 198 nucleotides long. NCBI's taxonomy places the organism in Eukaryota, Fungi, Ascomycota, Sordariomycetes, Hypocreales, Nectriaceae. The record is from RefSeq and is a predicted model, not a curated record.